Pipra filicauda (Wire-tailed manakin) is the source of this 978-nucleotide messenger RNA. It is a transcript of the gene POU1F1, whose product is annotated as POU class 1 homeobox 1. Gene Ontology annotation, molecular function: RNA polymerase II cis-regulatory region sequence-specific DNA binding; DNA-binding transcription factor activity, RNA polymerase II-specific. Lineage: Eukaryota; Metazoa; Chordata; Aves; Passeriformes; Pipridae. The record is from RefSeq and is a predicted model, not a curated record. Gene Ontology annotation, biological process: regulation of transcription by RNA polymerase II.
AUGAGUUGCCAAGCAUUCACUUCAUCUGACACCUUUGUACCCCUGAAUUCUGACUCUUCUCCCUCCCUGCCUCUGAUAAUGCACCACAGCGCCGCAGAGUGCCUGCAUGUCUCUAACCACGCCACCAAUGUUGUAUCUACAGUCCCAUCUGUUUUGUCUUUGGUCCAAACUCGUGUUGCUCUGUGUGUUCCCUUUGCCACGACAACGCCGGGACGCGCCUUGGCAGGACUUCAUUACUCUGUGCCCUCCUGUCAUUAUGGAAACCAACCAUCCACCUACGGGGUGAUGGCAGGUAGUCUGACCCCUUGCCUCUAUAAAUUCCCGGAGCACGCCCUGAGUGCCAGCUCCUGUGCCCUGGGCCACGGCUUCACUCCCAUGCACCAGUCCCUCCUCACAGAUGAUCCCACUGGCACGGACUUCAAGCAGGAGUUCCGCAGGAAAAGCAAGUCCGUGGAAGACCCCGUUGACAUGGACUCCCCUGAGAUCAGGGAGCUGGAGAAAUUUGCCAACGAAUUUAAGCUGCGGAGAAUUAAGCUGGGUUACACACAAACCAACGUUGGAGAAGCACUGGCUGCUGUGCACGGCUCUGAAUUCAGCCAAACAACCAUUUGCCGUUUUGAAAACUUGCAGCUGAGUUUCAAGAACGCCUGCAAACUGAAAUCCAUACUGUCCAAGUGGCUGGAGGAAGCAGAACAAGUAGGAGCUUUAUAUAAUGAAAAAGUUGGAGUGAAUGAGCGGAAGAGGAAGCGCAGAACCACCAUAAGUAUCGCUGCCAAAGAAGCCCUAGAGAGGCACUUUGGAGAACAAAGCAAACCUUCUUCUCAAGAAAUCAUGAGGAUGGCCGAGGGGCUCAACCUUGAGAAAGAAGUCGUAAGAGUUUGGUUUUGCAACAGAAGACAAAGGGAAAAAAGAGUGAAGACGAGUUUACACCAGAACACCUUCAGUUCCAUCAUCAAGGAGCACCAUGAGUGCCGGUAA